Molecule: messenger RNA, 1362 nt
Organism: Osmerus eperlanus (European smelt)
Lineage: Eukaryota; Metazoa; Chordata; Actinopteri; Osmeriformes; Osmeridae
Gene: rcn3
Product: reticulocalbin 3, EF-hand calcium binding domain
Exons: 8
Coding region: 134-1090 (318 amino acids)
Cellular component (GO): endoplasmic reticulum
Molecular function (GO): calcium ion binding
Source: RefSeq, a predicted model, not a curated record
GAUUUAAAGAGGCAGGGAGGAUGCCAACGCGUACUCCAGGCAACUAUUCCUGAAGAAGAAAGACAGAGAGCAGACUCACCACCAUAGAUCUGUCUUCUAUCUUUGGUGUUUUCAGUAUCUUCUAGAUCUCAGGAUGUUGCUGUCCCUCAUGUCCCUCUUGUCACUUGUCCUCCUCGUUGGAGUUACCGUUGCUGUGCCUGCUCAGGAGAAGCGUAUCCAUCGCCAUAGCGACCUCAGUGACCGUGACCAUGACGAUGCCACUGGUUUCCAGUAUGACCACGAGGCCUUCCUGGGAAAAGAGGAAGCCAGGACCUUUGACCAGCUCAGCCCCGACGAGAGCAAAGACAAACUAGGGAAAAUAGUGGAGCGCAUCGACACAGACAAGGAUGGCUUUGUGAGCCACAGGGAGCUGCAUCAGUGGAUCAAACACCGCCAGAGGAGGUACAUCGAGGAGAAUGUGGACAAACACUGGAAGGAGUACGACCAGAACAAGGAUGGAAGAGUCGGCUGGGAGGAGUACAAGAACACCACAUACGGCUUUUACCUGGAUGAGGAGUUUGAUGAUGUGGAUGACAAGACCAGCUAUAAGUCAAUGCUUACCAGAGACGAGAGGCGCUUCAGGACAGCGGACCGCAACGGCGACGGCAUCGCCACCAGGGAGGAGUUUACAGCCUUUCUCCACCCUGAGGAGUACGACCACAUGAAGGGCGUGGUGGUCCAGGAGACACUAGAAGACAUUGACAAGAAUGGGGAUGGAAAGAUUGACUUGAACGAAUACAUUGGUGACAUGUUCACAACGGACUCUGGGGAGAGCGAACCAGACUGGGUGCGGACUGAGAAGACACACUUCACAGAGUUCAGGGACGUCAACAAGGAUGGAUUUCUAGAUGCCAGUGAGGUGUCUCAGUGGAUCCUCCCAGGAGAGAUCGACCACGCCGACAACGAAGCCAGGCACCUUAUCCAUGAGACAGACACAGAUAAGGACGGCCUCCUUGCUCUGACUGAGAUCAUAGACAAGAUGGACUUUAUUAAGACCAGCUGCUUGACGGACUAUGGCGGCUUGGUGGUGGAUGGGCAUGAUGAACUGUGACCUUUCAUCCGGUGACCCUACCAGACCUGACCUACUCACACCAAAUGACAAAAUGAGGCCCUGUCUGAAAUCCUUUAGGAAGAGUACUUCCUUUAGUGAGGUUCCAGUCUGACUUGAGUAGGGUUAGACUGUGUGAUACGAGCUUACAUCCAUUUACUAACGUCACCUCGAAACAGAAUGAUAAAGUAAGUCAAGGUUAAACAUUAAGAGUUAGUAGUAACUGGUCAGGCCAUAAGCAUUCGCAAUAAAAUGAUCAGAAAACAAAAACAGGA